Molecule: messenger RNA, 518 nt
Organism: Penaeus monodon (black tiger shrimp)
Lineage: Eukaryota; Metazoa; Arthropoda; Malacostraca; Decapoda; Penaeidae
Product: ventral anterior homeobox 2a-like
Exons: 1
Coding region: 1-498 (165 amino acids)
Biological process (GO): neuron differentiation; central nervous system development; regulation of DNA-templated transcription
Molecular function (GO): DNA binding; DNA-binding transcription factor activity, RNA polymerase II-specific
Source: RefSeq, a predicted model, not a curated record
AUGGACCAACUCUCAGUGAUGAACCUCCAGCCUUUGGCUUGGGCCUUCAGCCGCCCAUGGGCGCCGUCCGCCAGCCCUCCUCCCGCCCACAUCAUCACGCCCUCACAGAUGUCCCGCAAGGCCAAGGCCUUCACCAUCGACGCCCUUUUGGGACUUGACACUCAAAAGGAUCUUCCUGACACAGCCGCUUCCCCGCCUGCGUCUCCGAUCUCCCUCCUUCACCAGGACUCUUACGACACCGCCCUCAGGGACGCCCCCGGAAAGAUCAAGCGACAUCGCACAGUGUUCACGGAGUCGCAGCUUCAGCGACUGGAGGAGGAGUUCCAGCGGCAGCAGUACCUGGUGGGCCCCGAGCGGAAGCAGCUUGCUAGCCAACUCCAGCUGAGUGAUUUACAACUGAAAGUGUGGUUCCAGAACCGACGCAUCAAGUGGCGCAAGAACCAGCUGAGCGCGACGCAGGAUCGCGACGCCUGUACGUCUCCUCCGGCGUCGCAGUAGGAAGAUGACGGAGCCGCUUC